This is a messenger RNA of Drepanopeziza brunnea f. sp. 'multigermtubi' MB_m1, 777 nucleotides long. Lineage: Eukaryota; Fungi; Ascomycota; Leotiomycetes; Helotiales; Drepanopezizaceae. The record is from RefSeq and is a predicted model, not a curated record.
AUGGCGUAUGCUAGAUGGCGUCAAGUCAGCCAGCCACGGCCUCCGAAGAGGACGGCUUCCGAAAAGCUUCCAGAAACGUUCAGGAAAAUUUGGAUACCCAUGGGGCCUUUGCGCCAAGCUCAACAAGCUGAUAAGGCUGGCAGGUGUUGCAGCUGGCUGCACUUGGGCCGCAUCGGAAAGGUACCGGUAGGUCAGAGCGCGGCCAGGCCUUGCUGCAUUGCCAGAAGGCGAAUUCACGUAGUAGGCAAUGUAAACAAAUCGUUCGGCAUCUCGCUUGGCUCACGUGCCAAGCUCGAGAAAGGUGGUGACAGGCCUUGGCUGGGUCGCGAGAUCUCACCCUCUCUGCUGGGAUAUCCAUCUACUGAAACGUACUACUACAACUUUCUUACAGGAGAUUACUCGUAUCUUUUCCCCAAUUCCGAUACCGAAAAUCUUCCCGAUUACAGGGCCAAUUUUACAUCUGUCAAGAGCGCUGUAAUCUCUGCUCCAGUCCAAAAAUAUCGGCCUGAUAUAACUAACUCAUCAGCAGCGUCACGAAGCUCCGGCCCUCCCGAUACCAGAGUAGCUCCGGAACGUAUCUUCUUCCUUUUUAUUCAGACACGACUCACGUGGACCCUACACGAGUACUCUACUGAGUCUACUCCGUACAUACCGGUACUACUGGUACAGAGAGCUGAUGGUCUAUCGAUAGCCAAGCCGCUCCUUCGCGGUGUCGUCUUCGCCAAUAUCUCAGCAGAGUUUGACCUCUUGGAUCCUUGGCUUCGAAAUGCAAAUUAA